This is a messenger RNA of Durusdinium trenchii, 2169 nucleotides long. NCBI's taxonomy places the organism in Eukaryota, Dinophyceae, Suessiales, Symbiodiniaceae. The record is from the annotation of a GenBank genome assembly.
AUGGUGGAUCACGUGGUUCUCAACGCCUUCAAGCGCUUCGACCAGGAUGGCAGCGGCUGCAUCUCGCGCGAGGAGCUAGGCACUGUGUUGCAGUCAUUGAAUCCAGAUGAUUGGGACAGUGAACGCAUCGACGAAUUGUUGGCGGAAGCAGAUUCUAGUGGAGAUGGCAAGUUGCAGAUCCAGGAGUUCCUGAAAUGGAUUUUUGCUGAAGAUCCCAAGAGCGUUGGACUUGGCUUGGGCGUCGUGGGUGAUUUUUCCUACGUGAUCUCUGGGUGUUCGCGCGCAGACAUCAACGGGGUCUAUGUUCAGCAGGGCAAAUUCUGCAGUCAUCGUCCGGUCUUCUUUUGCGCUGCCAACAAGUAUUUUCUGUUCUACUGGAAGGCACGUGAACAAUGGCAGAUCCACAAGCGUCCUGCCGGCAAGUCUUGCGCCCGGUUGAAGACCAGUGGGGCGCCUCAUUUGGAAGCAGGUUGGCAGGUUUGGAAGAAGAAGGAGCGAAGUCUACGCUGUGCAUUUCUCCCCGAGCCAGAGAUGACUUGCAGUUUGCCUCCGGCGUUGUCAGUUGAAGAACAGAUCGCGAAGGCCCCCAAGGCCAUGUUCGUAAAGGAGUACGGCACCUUCCUCAAGGAUUCGAAGGAGCUGUUUGGAGGUCGACCGUUGUACUACAACGAGGUUUUCAAGAUGUGGAUGAUGUACGUGGAGAAGUUUUUGUAUUGGAAGUUGUCGUACGACAAGGACGAUGAUGCAGGCACAGAAAUCAGUGGCAAGACUAAAGGAUAUUCUCCAGAUUUGGCGACUUGGUCAAAGGAUGGCCUCAUGAUGGACGUGUUCGCUUUUGACCCCGAUGCCACUUUGAAUGCACAAGUUCCCGAGGGAUGGAAGGAUCCUGACUUCCCACACUCCAGCGAAAGUCUUGGGCAACGCUUCGCGGAUGAAGAAUGUGAGUGGGUCAGGGCUUUAGCCUUGUCCUCUAGUCCAGUGCUUUUCAACAAGGCAGAACCCACUGAUGCAUGUCAAGGUCAGCUUGGGGAUACCUGGCUGAUUGCUGCAAUCGCUGCAGUGGCCGAAUAUCCCAACUACCUGAAAGAGAAGAUUUUCAUCACCAAAGAAGCAGCUGCUGAUGGCAAAUACGAACUACAACUCUUUGAUUGGAAGAGCACCAAGACUUGGAAGACUAUCCAAGUUGAUGACUAUCUUCCCUGUGUUCCACGCAAGGGCAAGGCACCCUUCCAGCACACCAUGUUCGCAGAUCUCUCAGAUGGCGAGAUGUAUGUGCCGCUUUUGGAAAAGGCCUUCGCCAAGCUUUUCGGCUCCUACCAAGAGCUGCACUACGGCACGACCCCCAUGGCCUUUGCGGCCUUGACAGGUUGCACCAUGGUGCAGCGCUUUGGAGCAUACCUGGAGAAUGUCCGCGCAUUGACCAAAAGCUCUGGUGGCAAAUCUCUUUGGCAGGUCACUGGCCGGGGCGGCUUGACGGUUCGUGCCCAAUGUGACCCGAAGAGCACCAAAAUCGGGACAUUGGCACGUAAGGCGGUCUUCGAGGAGUUGGAUCGAAACUGCUAUCGUAUCAUGUUCAAGAAGAUUGAAGGUGAAGGAGCUGAGUCAGGUUGGAUCAACUACUACACGGCUGGUGAGAAGGUGGCGGAACGCAGCACGAACAUCCAAUGGGGCUCGAUUGUCCACAGCGUCGGGGACAGCUUCAAAAAGGAAGACAUCAAACUACUGGAAAGCGACAUGUGGAUUAAGCUGAUGGAAGCAGACAAAAGCAACAGUUUGAUCGUGGUGAACUUCGAAUUCAGAGGUGCGAAUCCUCAGGGCCGUCCUUUGUAUGGCACUCGUCCGGAUGGCUUGAUGCCACGCCACGCAUACACGGUGCUGCAAGCUGUGGAGAUUCCCGGGGAGGUUUGGGAAGAUCCCACGAGGAUGGUUUGCUUGCGUAACCCUUGGGGCCGCUGCGAAUGGAAAGGCCCUUGGAAAGAUGAGGGUGAGGAGUGGAAAAAGAAUCCCAAACUUGCUGUGGAGUUGAAAAGCGGGAAGAAAACCGAUGGCGUUUUUUGGAUGGCCUGGGAUGACUUUGAAUGGUGUGCAGACACCCUCACCAUUGUCCCAACUGAGAUCCCAGUGAAGCGUGGUCAACAUGAAGAUGGAGAGGAUGCAGGUGAAGAUUGA